CAAUAUGAAAAAUGGAGUGGAACAAUAGCUGUAAAUCAGUCAAUUUUGACUUUACGUACAAAUUUUUACCCACAGUAUAUGUGGCUGUAUUCACUCUUGGACUUCUUGGCAACUGUUUGGGGCUGAAAUCUGUGCAUGAUAACUGGAGAAAAAUGGGUAAUGUAAAUAUCUUUGUCCUCAACCUAUGCCUGGCAGACAUUUUACACCUGUUCACUUUGCCUUUUUUGGUGGCAUACUAUGCAAACCAGAGUAAAUGGAUAUUUGGAGAUGUCUUCUGCAAGACUGUACGAUUCUGUUUCUGUAUCAACCUAUACGGCAGUAUUGGCUUCCUCACGUGCAUCAGUGUUUACAGGUAUCUUGGCAUUGUCCACACUUUGAGGAUUAAAGGCAGAAUUACCAAAAGACACACAGUGAUGAUUGUUUUGCUGGUCUGGAUUUUAGUUUUUCUUCAGUGUCUGCCUGAUAUGAUCUUUGUAAAAACCUUUAGCAACAUAACAACAUGUUUUGACACAACUUCAGACCAUUUUAUUAAGGAAUAUCUGAAGUACAGCAUUGGAAGGACCAUUGUCGGAUUUGGGAUCCCUUUGCUAAUAAUGCUUUGCUGCUAUGGACAUGUGGCUUUCACUCUGAUGACAAAGAAAGACACUAAUGUCAUCUUAAAGUUGAGAUGUCUCAGGCUGGUUGUGAUCCUGACCUUGCUGUUCUCCAUUUGUUUCAUUCCCUAUCAUAUUUUUAGAAAUCUCAACCUGGUAACUCGGAUCUUCAAGUUGGAGGGCAUAUGUCAGAGAUGGUAUUCCACUAUAUACAUUGCAAACCAGGUUGGUAAUGGGUUGGCAUGCAUGAACAGUGCAAUCAACCCACUGGUUUACCUCUUUAACAGUGAUGAAUUGCUGAUGAAGUGUUUUAUAAAGUGUGGACGAGCCCGCCAAUCUGCUGCCGUAUCCCUUGCGGAGGAGUCACCCAUAUAAGAAUGUAAUAGGGGAAGAUGACAACACGGCCAGGAAAUCUGACCCAGUCUCAUUAAGGAUGAAUGGAGAUUCUUUAUAUCAUAUAUUUCCUUUUUUUUUUCUUGCUUUGAAGACAUUACCAUUCACCCUGACCUUUAACAGUGAAUGAAUGUAAUUCUUAUCUGAUUCAUGUUUGUUGUUCUUGUGGUUAUGGGUGGGUUCUCGGUUUGAGUUUGUACGUCUUGUGACAGGAAAUUUCUUUUUUAACGGCUUCAUUUUAUUCUGAGAAACAGUUUUUUUUUUUUUUUUUUUUAAGAUUGUGUUUUAGUUCAUAAAGUUAUUUUUACACAGUAAACUUGGUCAGGUAGCUUACAAAAAUGUGCUUCAUUUGGCAACAAUAAACUGAUUUUAUUUUAAGUUAAAAAAAAGUAUAUAAUAAGAUUGAAUCAACCUGACUACAACGAAAGCAAUAUUUAAGGGUAAAACUAGAUAAAUAUAGCUCCUUAAGGUAACAACUACAUUUAUCCACUUUUUACAGAGUAUGUGACAACCUGUAAUUAUAACUGAAUUGAAACUGUUGUAUAUUUGAGUUCUUUUAAAGAAGCAAUAAUUACAAUGUUUAGGAUUGUUUGACCACACUAAAAGACCAAUUUGAAAAUGACUGAAAUAAAUAUUAAUUGUCCAUUUUUUGGCUACCUAAACAUGCAACAAAUUCAGAAGAUUAUUUCAUAAUUGAGAGUUUGAAUUGGAAGUUGAUGUUCUCUUACAUUCAUGAACACAUAAAAUCAGUUUUAGAGUUAUGGCAUGCUCCAGUUCCUACAUAAAGAACUACAGUACCAUACCUUCUAAUUAAACAAACACACAGUCACCCAAUAGUGUUUGUGAUAGAAGACAUAGUGCAACUAAUAUCAGUGUCAAUACAUCACAUUGUGAUAUGACACAUACCAAGCAAUCUUAUAUGACAUCUCUAUGCUUCAUUACAUAAUUCAGCCAGAAGAUUACUUUAUCCAAAGUUUUGAUCAAACAGCAUGGUCAAGUUGGGGUAACCCGUGCACUUUCUAAUUUACCUCUUGACCCCUUCUGACCCCCUCAGUUUCAGACAAACUAGGCCCAGUACAGAAUUGCAUUGUAAAGGGAGAGUUCACCAAAAAAUGAAAAUUAAGGACUUGCACACAUAUAUAAACAAACACACAGAAAAAGGUGUUUAUCCACAUAGAAAAACAAUUAAAAAAAAAAAAAAAAAAUACAAUUUAAAUGAUACAUACAACAAAACAACAUUCUCUCUCUCCCCUAACCGUUGUUGAAACCCUCCAGGAAGGCCACAUAUCUGCCCCAUUUCUUCAUGUAUGUCUCCAUGUUACCCAGCAGUCUAUGUGUCAUUUCCUCGAAAGCUGCCACCUUUCCCAAGGGAGGCAGACCCAGCUGCCUUCCAACCUCUAAGAAUUAUUUGCCUCCCAAUCAUCACACUGGAUAGA
Molecule: messenger RNA, 2422 nt
Organism: Myxocyprinus asiaticus (Chinese sucker)
Lineage: Eukaryota; Metazoa; Chordata; Actinopteri; Cypriniformes; Catostomidae
Product: P2Y purinoceptor 1-like
Exons: 1
Coding region: 12-968 (318 amino acids)
Biological process (GO): G protein-coupled receptor signaling pathway
Cellular component (GO): membrane
Molecular function (GO): neuropeptide receptor activity
Source: RefSeq, a predicted model, not a curated record